Molecule: messenger RNA, 4946 nt
Organism: Passer montanus (Eurasian tree sparrow)
Lineage: Eukaryota; Metazoa; Chordata; Aves; Passeriformes; Passeridae
Gene: RBM12B
Product: RNA binding motif protein 12B
Exons: 2
Coding region: 2442-4541 (699 amino acids)
Biological process (GO): regulation of RNA splicing
Cellular component (GO): nucleoplasm; ribonucleoprotein complex
Molecular function (GO): RNA binding
Source: RefSeq, a predicted model, not a curated record
AGACCCUGUUAUGUUCUGGAACCACUGGUCUGGUUUUCACCACUGAAGGUUGUGUAUUGUAUCCCUGGUGCAUCCUGGAGAACUUGCUGUUUACCACCGAAGAAUUAUGGAGGAGAGCUGUUGUGAAUGAUGUUUAAAAAUUGGGAUAAAAGAGCGGAGUUGUGAAUCCAGAAGUACUACAGAUUAAAUACAUCAUGAAGUAGCAGGGCAGCGGAUUUGCUUUUUCAAGACAUGAAGGUGCUGUAUGAAAAUUCUGCCCUUGAACUCUCCAUGCUUUUUGGCACUGUCAUUGCAUCUGUUGAGAAGACACGUUGUAAAGUGUUCUGGGUCUGGCUGGGAUGGAGUUAACGUUCUUCACAGCAGCCCAUACAGUUGAGUUUGGAUUUGUGGCUAAAAGAAUGUUGACAACACAUCGGUGUUUUGGCUGUGGCCGAACAGCACUUGCACAGUAUCAAGGCUUUGUCAAUUUUCCCUACUCUGUUCCUACAGUGAGUGUGCUCAGAGUAGGUGAGAAGCUGGGAGGGAACAUGGCUGGGACAGCUGACCCAAACUCACCAAAGGAAGGGAUAUUCUCUGACAUGUAACAUCAUGCUGGGCAACAAAGACUGAGUGAUGAAACUGUCUUUGUCUUGACCCACAAGUUUUCUUGACUUUGUUUUUUCCCACUGAUGGGGACGAGGAGUGCACAAUCAGCUGUGUGGGUGCCUGGCUGCUGCCUGGGGUCGACUCACCACAAAAGUACAGAGAACAGAUGGUCUUUAGUGAAGUUUCUAAAUGGGCAGUUGUUUUCUGUGUGUUGUGCUUGUGGAGUACUGGUGCAGAAGUGACAUGGACUCCGUUGGUGACAGAAUUUGGGCUUUGCUCUUGUUCAAGUGGAGUGACAGUAAUGGUUAUUGGUAGGUAACUCGUCAUCAGGAUCUAGUGCUUUACAGAGCAAGGGUUGUUGAAGGAGUGUUUGCAAAUGCUUGGAGCAUUGGGCUGUUGUGUUUGUUUUAAAGGGAUGCCGUCAUUUGCUACAGAGGCUUGUGUUUGUUCUGAGAAUAUUGUGUGAUGUUAGAAAAUGUUGAAAAUCAGGGUGUGUUAAGUCAGUGUAUUCAAGGUUUUCUUGUUCUUACGUUUGAAAGGUAGGAGAGUAAGGAUUUAGGGAAAAUGCUGAAGUUGGCUUUGUAAAUUCAGGUACUUUCUGAGGUUUCUUCGUGUUGGAUAUUUUUGCUCUUUGAUGAUGGGCUUCACUGUGUAUGUUAAGUGCAGUGUGCUGGAUUGGUGAGUAGCCUACUCGUGUGAAGUUUGAAACCAGGUGGAUUUCAGAAGAAUGGACAUUGUGUAAUCCUGAGAUGGACCUAAGCACCUUUCAAGAACUCAGCUGAGAACUGUUCCCUCGAUACACUGUCAGUCUGUUUCAUUGCAUCAGUUCAGUGUGGCACAAUCGCUGACCAAGUAAUCUCAUCGUAUUUUCAUCAUUUCCAGAAGUCAACUUAAAUUUUGAAUUUCUUUUGCUUCUAAAAUGGAAACAGAAAGAUGCAGUGCAUGGCAUCUUGGAACAUGGAAGGAGUUCUUCGCGUGGGUUCAUAACAUGCUUGGCUUUAGUAUUAGCCACUGCUAUGGAUGGGCUGCAGCAGUGUAGCACAGUGUGUAAAGCAAAGUACAGGUAUCAGACAUUAAUUAUGUUUCAUUUUCUUUCCACAGUUAAGUUGAUUUUACAGAAUUUAUCAGGUCUCCAAAGCAGAAACAGGUAAGCUGUCAAAAGCUUAACACUUCUCACUGAGUAUUGUGACAAGAUCAUACACAGCCUUUUUUCCUCACAGACUUGUGGCUGGCAACUAGGAUAUGCUUGUGGCCACUGCAGUUAAUACUCUGACUACACCAAAGAGGCAACAUUUUUGAAUGCUGAGAAAACAUACAUUAUUGAACAGAACUGAUCACUGGGUAGAGCAACUUGUCAGAGCAGUAAAGUCAUCACUGUUUGUGAGUUACUUCAUUUUCCAGUGGCAUAGUUAUUCUUUUUCCUUUCUCCUUUUAUCAGUUAGUGUCCUGUUCAAAAGUAAACCGGAUUUUUUUUGUUCCUUAGGAGUGGGCAGAGGUCUCUGGCACAUAGUAACUAUGCCGUGAAAGACUUGAGGUGCUCUGUAGGUAUUGUGGAUGGUGAGGAGUGACUUAGGUGGAUUUGUUGCCCUUAGGGUAGGGAAUAUUGAUAGAUUUGUGCACGAGUGCCGGUGGAGUAGCUAAUUGUUCUGACUAAUCAACAUUCAGUGAAUUGUUUUAAUCUUGUCUCGUGAACUUGUGGGUUUUUUGAUACCUUCUCUCUUGAUGAGACAAGGGCAUUCAUUAAAAAGGCUCUAGCUUCUUAAGUGAUAAGAUACUGUAAUAGCUGAGUACUAAAGACGUGCUAUCAUGUGUACCUUUUUGUCUGCAGGUGAUUUUUGCUGUGGGUUGAGCUCAGCAUGGCUGUAGUCAUCCGUUUACAGGGGCUUCCUGUUGUUGCGGGUCCUCCAGAUAUUCGUCGUUUCUUCUUGGGAUUGAAUAUUCCCGAUGGAGGUGUGCAUAUUAUUGGAGGAGAGAUUGGGGAGGCUUUUAUUAUAUUUGCAACAGAUGAAGAUGCACGGCGUGCCAUGAGCUGUUCGGGAGGGUUUAUCAAGGACUCGCGCAUAGAGCUCUUUCUCAGCAGCAAGGCAGAGAUGCAGAGUACCAUAGAAAUGAGCCGGAAGCGAUUUGACCGUGGGGGACGAGAAACUAUGUCUGGCUCUAGAAGAACAGGUACUAAUGGUUCUAGUACAUCAAGUGUUGGAGAUAUACCACAUUUAGUUACAGCUUCUCCAAAAGGAAUAAGAAAACCUAGUUAUGGGCCACCUAAUCGCCUGGAGGCUGGUUUCCACACCAACGGCACAAGAUAUGGUGAUGUGGGUAUGCCUAAGUCAAACUACCAGUUAAGAAAGGAUUCCCACCCGUUUAACCUGGAUGAUCGUUACUUAUUUCUUCGUGGUAUACCUUACUCUGCAACAGAAGUUGAAGUACGUGCUUUCCUUUCGGGGAUACGCGUGGAUGGAGUGAUUCUGAUAAAGCACCGCAAUGGUUUAAACAAUGGUGAUUGCUUGGUAAAAUGUGCUACACCUGGUGAUGCCUUAGAAGGACUUAAACGCCAUAGACAAUACAUGGGUCAGAGGUUCAUAGAAAUUAGUCCCACUACAGAGGAACGGUGGAUUGAAUGCGGUGGGCGGAUAGACAUGCCAGAUGAAAUGGAUCACUUUUUGUGUGAAGACCAUUCUCCAAGAAGUUCAGGCUACAUGCAUUCAAGGAAGCAUUCUCGUUCAAGAUCACCGAGGAGACAAAGAACACAUUCUCGCUCAUCUCCUGGCCAGGAAUAUUACAUACACUUAAGAAAUCUAUCUUUUAAUGUGGAAAAGAGAGAUUUGAGAGAUUUUUUUCCUGAACUGGAUAUACACAGCAAACAGAUCAAGAUUCUAACAGAUAAGCAUCAGAAAAGGACUAGAGAUGCUUUUGUGGUGUUAAGGAGUGAGAGAGAAUAUCAGGCUGCUUUGGAAUGUCAUAGAAAGGUUCUUCUCAAUCGUCCUGUGUACAUUUUUCCAAUUUCAAGAAAGUCAAUGUUGAAAAUAAUUGACUCUUGUGAGAGGAAAAGAUCACCGGACAGAGAUCAUUUUGGACAGGCCAUAUCAGAAAAAAGUUACCGGGAAGGUCAUUCCAGCCCUAAGAAUUGUGUUUAUGUAAGGAAUUUUCCAUUUGAUGUGUCAAAAAUUGAAGUCCAGAAGUUCUUCUCAAGAUUUGAUAUUGAUGAAGAUGAUAUUUACUUGCUCUAUGAUGAAAAAGGAGUGGGACUGGGAGAAGCACUAGUGAAGUUUAAAUCCGAAGAACAAGCUAUGAAAGCAGAAAAUUUAAACCGUCAGACAUUUUUGGGAACAGAAGUCUUAAUAAGACUUAUAUCUCAAGAUCAGAUGCAGAAGUUUGGUGUCGCUGCAUCAUUAUCUGCACCAAAUGAAAUGCGUGGUCAUUCACAUCCGUAUGACAGAGGUGACCUCUCCCGUCCAGUUGGUUCACCAUCUGGGCCACCACAAGGGCCACCCACGCAUUCUUUUGGUCCCCCUGGGAACUUCAGGCAUCAUUCUGAAUUUAGACAUCCCCCUGAGGAGUUCAUGUGCCCUCCUAAGGAUUUUAGGGGUCCACCACCCCUCAUGGAUUUUGGUGGUGACAGUGAACCUUUUGGCAGAAUGGAGUUUGGGAAUAAUAAAAUGGGAAAUUUUCCUGAAGGAAGAUUUAUGCCAGAUCCAAAUUUCAGUGGCGGUUCUGAACGUGUUGUUCCUAUUCUGUUGAAAAAUUUACCUUUUAAAGCUACUCCUAAUGAGAUUCUGGAUUUUUUCUAUGGUUAUAGAGUGAUACCAGAGUCAGUUUCUGUGCAGUAUAAUGAACAAGGAUUACCUUCUGGUGAUGCCAUUGUUGCUAUGACAAACUAUGAGGAAGCUAUGGCUGCUAUUAAUGAACUGAAUGAUAGGCCCAUUGGUCCACGGAAAGUUAAGUUAAGUUUGCUGUAAAGGAGGAAAAGAUGCUCUAAUAACACAUUCUAGGUUUGACAGUAUUGACAGUUACUUUAACUUUUAAUUACUGGAAGAUGCAAAACAAAGUUUCCAUCAACGGUUGUAAAUAAUACCCAGUUCAGUUGUUUAGCUCUUGGUUGAAAUACCUGUAGGACAUUGAAUGUCAUACAUCAAGGUAUAAAAGGAUGGAGUUGUAAUGCUUUGGGUUUUUUUUUGUUUUUUUUUUUAAGAUUAAUUCCAGUCUUAUGUGUUUGCAUCAAAUAAAAACGUAAGUGCUGGCUGACCAGCACAAACAGUUAGCUGACCACACAAACGGUUCAAAUAGAAGAUUUUCAGUGCUACCUGCAUUAGUAAAUGACACUUCUUACUGAGGUUAGCUUAAUAAAAUUUUGAAAUUACUGA